AUGUCACGCCUUCGUAAUUCCGUAUUGAAGCUACCCAAGAUACCCACCUUUGUUGAUUGGAACAAGCAGUUCAAGUCGAAAGGCUCCAUGCACCUUCCUCGAGCCACAUUGGCCGAUCCCAAAGUAGCAGAGCUCGCCCUUUCAAAAGUCAAACUACCCUCCAAUCCAUCCGAAAUGACAGCUGUUGAGCUGUAUCCAGGUUUUGGUGCUUGGACCGCUGCUAUGGCCAAUGCAGGUUUCAAACGUAUCAUUUCUUUGGAGAACAAUACAAAGUAUGCAAAGUGGAUGGGGAACAUUGCAGAAGAAUCACAAGGCGUCGUUGAAGUGGUCAAAAAAGAUGGUUACGACUGGGAUACUUAUCUUGACCUCAAAAAACCUGAAUUCUUGGGAAACCUGGUUGAUGAAGAUUGGUCCAAAGUUCAUCCAAACAUCCUGUUUACUGGUACGCUUCCACGAUCCUCCCGGGGUGAACAAUUGCUAGCUCAGUUUACGACAUGUAUCCACAACAAGAUGGCAAUGCAUACCAAUGGUCGAAUUCAAAUGUUAAUGUGGAUACCUGAAAUCCUUUAUGCGAAAUUCACUGCACCUCCUGGCUCGACCGCAAGAUGCAAAAUGGGUAUCGUAGCCGACGCUUGCGUAGACAUUGAACUUGUUCACGUUGCAAAGGCCCCGGAAAUGUAUCCUCAUACGGAUUACUAUUUGACCAAUGUGAUACCAUUUGAAAACAAAAAGAUACAAGCACCAUGGGAUGUCUUUGAAUAUGUAUUGAAGCAUCUUUUCGUGAUGCAACGACAGCCCCUUUCGAAAAUGAUAAAAACAUUGGGCCCAGGAGCAGAAAUCAUCUUAUCACGGUUGUCCUUUGAUCCAUCCAUUGAAGUUGGCCAUUUGACAGUAGAACAAGUAGAUGAAGUCGCAUGCAAGUUUGAUCAAUGGCCAUUACGUCCCCGCGUGCUCUUUGAAUUUGAUUUCGAUUAG
Molecule: messenger RNA, 975 nt
Organism: Lichtheimia ornata
Lineage: Eukaryota; Fungi; Mucoromycota; Mucoromycetes; Mucorales; Lichtheimiaceae
Exons: 9
Coding region: 1-975 (324 amino acids)
Biological process (GO): transcription initiation at mitochondrial promoter
Cellular component (GO): mitochondrial matrix; mitochondrial DNA-directed RNA polymerase complex
Molecular function (GO): mitochondrial transcription factor activity
Source: RefSeq, a predicted model, not a curated record